AUGUCCAUGUACGAUGGCAACCAUCGUGUUUAUAUCAUGAAAUUUGCUUACCUCAAAGACCGCAACGAUCAUUGUGGAUCAAAGGAUGUGAAUCUCAUGUCAGAAUUUAUGACACGAGUCAUCAAGACAAUUUGCCAUCACGAACUGUAUGUUUGGUUUUUGGAGUCUUUCCAAACAGGGUCUAAUAUGGUAGUCCAUGUUGUAUAUUUGGAUCAUUCUGAUAUUGAAUGGCCAUGUGGGCUGAAGUUUAUGAAACGAGC
Molecule: messenger RNA, 260 nt
Organism: Ambispora leptoticha
Lineage: Eukaryota; Fungi; Glomeromycota; Glomeromycetes; Archaeosporales; Ambisporaceae
Source: the annotation of a GenBank genome assembly